GUCUCAAUCGGGGAUGGAAUAACUUUCUAUCACCUUCAACUUUUUAACAUUCACAACAUUCAUUCAGAUCAUUCAAGGUUAUUCAUCGUCGUUUCGAUUCUUCUGAAGUUGAAUCACAAGAAACGACGAACAUUGCCCCACCUUACUUGAUUUGGAGCCCUCGAGAAUCUGGAAUUCUUAUUUCAGAUUUUCGAUCACAAUACAAUGGAUAUUGGUUCGGCUCCGAUCAAUCGGUGUUCUAAGGAACACCUGAAGGUCUAUCAAGAUUGGUUCGUUUGCGCUGACUCAGAUGGCGAUGGACGUCUUACUGGUGCUGAUGCCACAAAGUUUUUCGGCAUGUCUAAUCUAUCUCGACAAGAUCUGAAACAGGUGUGGGGGAUUGCGGAUUCUAAACGACAAGGGUUUCUUUCUUUCAAAGAGUUUGUUACUGCAAUGCAGUUGAUUUCUUUGGCGCAAGCGGGACAUACAUUGAGCAGUGACCUUGUAAACUCAGACAUUAAUGUUGAAGAUGUGAAUCCACCGGCAAUGGAGGGUCUGGAUAUCUUACUACACAAAAACAAGCGCCAUUCCAGAUCAAGUGAUGUUGAUUGGAAUGGUGGUAGUUCUCAGAUUGAGAUUUCAGCUUCUGGAAGACAUUCAAAGAAAAUUCCCUUAAAGACUGUCACGUCGAUCGUUGAUGGCCUGAAGAAGCUAUACAUUCAGAAACUAAAGCCUUUAGAGUCCAUGCAUCGUUUUAAUGAAUUUGUUUCUCCCACAUUGACCAACAGUGAUUUUGAUGCCAAGCCCAUGGUGAUGCUUUUGGGUCAAUACUCAACAGGGAAAACAACAUUCAUAAAACAUUUGCUUAGAAGUGGUUAUCCAGGAGCUCAUAUUGGCCCUGAGCCUACUACAGAUAGAUUCGUUGCUGUCAUGAAUGGAACUGAUGAGAGAAGUGUUCCAGGGAAUACGGUUGCUGUUCAAGCAGACAUGCCGUUUAAUGGUCUAACGUCUUUUGGAAGUGCAUUCUUGUCUAAAUUCCAGUGUUCUCAAAUGGCUCAUCCUCUGCUGGAGCAUAUUACAUUUAUCGACACACCUGGAGUUCUCUCGGGAGAAAAACAAAGAACACAAAGAAGUUAUGACUUCACAGGUGUCACGUCUUGGUUUGCUGCAAAAUGUGAUCUUAUAUUACUUCUAUUUGAUCCUCAUAAGCUUGAUAUAAGUGAUGAAUUCAAGCGUGUUAUAUCAUCUUUAAGAGGGCAUGAUGACAAAAUCCGUGUGGUCUUGAACAAGGCUGAUCAAGUUGAUACCCAACAACUCAUGAGGGUGUAUGGAGCACUAAUGUGGUCACUUGGUAAAGUUUUGAACACUCCAGAAGUUAUGCGCGUUUACAUCGGUUCGUUUAAUGACAAACCCAUAAACGCAACUGACGAUGGGCCACUUGGGGCAGUAUUAUUCGAGAAAGAGCAGGAUGACCUUCUAAAUGACUUAAAAGACAUACCCAAAAAGGCUUGUGACCGUAGAAUCAACGAGUUUGUGAAACGUGCUAGGGCUGCCAAGAUUCAUGCUUACAUCAUGAGUCAGCUUAAGAAAGAGAUGCCUAGCUGGAUAGGGAAGGCCAAGGCUCAACAGAGGCUAAUUGAUAAUCUAGACCAACUUUUUGAAAAGAUUCAAAGGGAGCAUCAUUUACCGCCGGGUGAUUUCCCAAAUGUAGAUAGCUUUAGACAGGCUCUAAACGGUUACAAUAUAGACAGAUUUGAAAGAGUGAAGUCGAGAAUGAUACAAGCUGUUGAUGACAUGCUCGCUUAUGAUAUCCCGAAUCUUUUGAAAACCUUCAGAAAUCCGUAUGAAUGAUCGAGGAGUUUUAGAGAAGUUCAAUCAAUGUAUAGAAUGAUGAUAUUAUGUCACCCAUCUGCAGGCUUUGAGAUAACUUGCAGCAAGGGAGUUAGGACCAUUUCAUGUUUAUUUUUCAGUUUUAGUGAGGGGGUAUAUGUCAUUUUUGUUAGGAGUAUGCGAGCAUGGUGGUUUGCAAUUUGCUCGAACAGUUGACGUCCUUUCAACUGUAUUAACAGAAAAAGUAGCAUAGUAUAGAGGUUCUUACAAAUUCCACUUGGAGGAGAUGAUGUCAUGUAUGGUUAUUCGGUAUACAAUAUAAUUGAAGUUGAUGUUGGUAUC
Messenger RNA from Helianthus annuus (common sunflower), 2151 nucleotides. Its product is annotated as EH domain-containing protein 1. Gene Ontology annotation, molecular function: GTP binding; calcium ion binding; protein binding. The record is from RefSeq and is a predicted model, not a curated record. NCBI's taxonomy places the organism in Eukaryota, Viridiplantae, Streptophyta, Magnoliopsida, Asterales, Asteraceae. The transcript is spliced from 15 exons. The coding region runs from base 205 to 1830 and encodes 541 amino acids. Gene Ontology annotation, biological process: endosomal transport; endocytosis. Gene Ontology annotation, cellular component: plasma membrane; cytoplasm; intracellular membrane-bounded organelle.